Molecule: messenger RNA, 703 nt
Organism: Cloeon dipterum
Lineage: Eukaryota; Metazoa; Arthropoda; Insecta; Ephemeroptera; Baetidae
Gene: Spase22-23
Product: Signal peptidase complex subunit Spase22-23
Exons: 5
Coding region: 110-649 (179 amino acids)
Biological process (GO): protein targeting to ER
Cellular component (GO): membrane; signal peptidase complex
Source: RefSeq, a predicted model, not a curated record
UGUUACGUGGGGCACGUAAACAGCAGCCGGCCGUCUGAACCAAAUUUAUCGAAAAAACGUAGUGUUUUUAUAUUUUCCUAAGCCUCCUGAGCCUGAAUUUGGUGCGAAAAUGCACACAGUACUGACGAGAGGGAAUGCGAUUUUGGCGUACACGCUCAGCGUGCUCGCUGGAUUGACCUUCUGCUGUUUUCUCUCCACUUUGUUCGUCGAGUACAGAACGGAGGCGCACAUGAACACCGUCAAAGUCGUGGUCAAAAACGUGCCCGACUACAGUGCUUCUAGGGAGGAGAACGACCUUGGAUUCCUCACAUUCGAUCUCCAAACCGAUUUGACCCACCUGUUCAACUGGAAUGUGAAGCAGUUGUUCCUCUACCUCACGGCGGAGUACAAGACGUCCAACAACGUGCUGAACCAGGUCGUGCUGUGGGACAAAAUAAUUCAGAGAGGCGAGAAUGCAAUUCUCGACUUCAAAAACGUCAACACCAAAUACUACUUCUGGGAUGACGGAGAAGGACUCAAGGGCCACAAGAACGUGACGCUGACUCUGUCGUGGAAUGUGAUUCCGAACGCUGGACUGCUGCCCAACAUUUUCGCCAUUGGCCAGCACUCGUUCCAGUUUCCCAGCGAGUACGCCAAGACUCGGAUGUGAUUGCGUGAAUGAUUGCGAUUUCUCAAAUAUUAAAAGUCUGUUUCUGUUCAUAAA